CGCACACGCAGCUAGAUUUCCUCCGCCAUUGCAAAGAGGAAUAUCAAGCGAAAAGAUUUUGUGAAUAUGGCAAGUGCCGACGGAUUUGGUCGCGUUAAUCACUCGAUGGACUCUGUUAGUUCCUCGGAAAGGCCAGAAUCUGCUGAAGUUCUGAAGAAGAAGAUGCAGAACGGAGGGAGCGGUGAACCAGCUGCCAACCAUGUCUCAUCUAAUGGUCUGUCCAACCAUGUGUCUGACAAACAUGAAGGGGGAGACAAACACAAACACCGUGACCACAGCAGCAGUAAGUCCAAAGACCACCACCAUAGUUCCAGCAAACAUCACAGCUCCUCAUCCUCAUCCAAGGACAAACACAGAGAUGGAAGCUCAAAACAUAAAGAUGGCAGCAGCUCAAAGCAUCAUUCCUCCAGCUCCUCCAGCAAGCAUAAGGAUGGCCAUAGCUCCAGCAGCAAGCACAAGGAUGGGAGUUCUUCCUCCAGCAGCAAGCACCACAGUAGCAGCCAUUCCAGCAGCAAAGACAAACACCAUAGCAGCAGCAGCUCCUCGGAUAAACACAAGGACCGACAUAAGGAUGGACACAAGUCUUCAUCCAAAGAAGACAGUAAAUCAUCAUCUUCAUCCCCAGACAAACACAAGUCAUCAAGCUCAUCAUCAUCUGAUAAACACAAGUCAAGCUCAUCAGACAAACAUAAGUCAAGCAGUUCAUCGAGUAAGAGUAAGGAUCAUUCUUCUUCAUCACACAGCUCCAGUAAGGACAAGUCAAGGGAUAAGGAGAAGCAUCAUAAGGAAAAACGUGACAAGCAGGAGAAAACAAGCAUAAAAACAGAGCCAGGAGCACCAUCAAUUGGCUCAGAUGUUGACAUGAAGUCUGAUGAAGAUCGUUCUCCACCAAAGCCAGUUGUAAAGGCCGAACCAAUGAGUGAUGACGAUGACAAACCUCUGUCUGCCAGAAUCAAGGAGGAGCCUGUUGCACAGAAGAGGUCGUAUAAAGAAGAAUCUUCAGACGAUGAACCCUUGUCAUCAAGGGUUGAGAAAGUUAAGAAAGUGAAAGUUGAGGACAAGAAGGUCAAUAAAAAGAGGAAAGCAGAAGAGGAGGAGGAAGAGGAAUUCAAACCGGAAAUUAAAAAGAAGAAGAAGGACAAGCUGAAAAAGAAGACGCAGCAUAUACAAGAAUUACCCAGCCCUACCAAAAAAACCAAGAAAGAGAAGGCCCUGCCAGAAGUCUGGAAAUGGUGGGAGGAGGAACGGAAAGAUGAUGGAACCAAGUGGUAUUUCCUGCAACAUAGGGGCCCAGUGUUUGCUCCUCUGUAUGAGCCUUUGCCCAAAUCAGUCAAGUUCUACUAUGACGGAAAGGAGAUGUCUUUGUCCAAUGAUGCAGAGGAAGUUGGUACAUUCUAUGCCAAGAUGUUGGAACAUGACUACACCACACGUGACGUCUUCAACAACAACUUCAUGAAGGACUGGAGGAAGUCAAUGACUUCUGAAGAAAAGGACAAGAUCAAGGAUCUAAGGAAAUGCAACUUCAGUGAAAUGGCUGACUAUUUCAAGAUGAAGACAGAGGAACGAAAGGCCAUGACAAAGGAGGAGAAGUUGGUAAAUAAAAAGAGGAAUGAAGAGCUAGUGAAGGAGUAUGGCUUUUGCAAGAUUGAUGGUCACACAGAGAAAAUCGGUAACUUUAAGAUAGAACCCCCAGGCCUGUUCCGAGGGCGAGGUGACCAUCCCAAGCAGGGCAUGUUGAAGAGGAGGGUACAGCCUGAGGAUGUCAUCAUCAACUGUAGCAAAGAUUCUAAUAUCCCGAAGCCUCCUGAAGGCCACAGGUGGAAAGAAGUCCGCCAUGAUAACUCGGUAACAUGGCUCUCCAGCUGGAACGAAAACAUCCAGGGUCAGACCAAAUAUAUCAUGUUGAACGCUGCUUCCAAACUCAAGGGAGAGAAGGACUGGCAGAAGUAUGAGGUGGCACGUCGUCUGCACAAGUGUGUUGACAAGAUCCGUGCUCAGUAUCGUGAAGACUGGAAAUCCAAGGAGAUGAGAAUACGACAACGAGCUGUUGCCCUCUACUUCAUUGACAAGCUGGCUCUGAGAGCUGGUAACGAGAAGGAGGAAGGUGAGACGGCUGACACGGUGGGCUGCUGUUCGCUGCGUGUGGAACACAUGACGCUGCACGAGGAGAAGGACAACAAGGAGUGUGUGGUGGAGUUUGACUUCCUCGGUAAGGACUCCAUCCGCUACAACAACAGCAUGCCCGUGGAGAAGAGAGUCUUCAAGAACCUGCAGCUCUUCAUGGACAACAAGCAGCCUGAAGAUGACCUCUUCGACAGACUUAAUACUGCCAUUUUGAACAAGCAUCUGCAUGAUCUGAUGGAAGGCCUGACUGCCAAGGUGUUCAGGACAUACAAUGCUUCCCGCACCCUACAGGAACAGUUGGACAUUCUCACAAAUCCUGAAGACCCUAUUCCAGCCAAGAUCCUGUCCUACAACCGAGCCAACCGUGCUGUGGCUAUCUUGUGUAACCAUCAGCGGUCAGCUCCAAAAACCUUUGCCCAGUCCAUGGACAACCUCAUGAAAAAGAUUGAUGAGAAGAAGCUGCAGGUAAAAGAUGCCAAGAAGUCUGUGAAAGAUGCCAAGUCUGACUAUAAGGCCCAUAACACAGAGAAGGCAAGACAGACUGUUGAGAAGAAGAAGAAGGCAGUACAGCGUCUGGAGGAACAGCUCACUAAGCUGGAGGUGCAGGCCACAGAUAAGGAGGAAAAUAAAGAAAUUGCCUUGGGUACGUCCAAGCUGAACUAUCUGGAUCCCAGAAUCUCAGUGGCUUGGUGUAAGAAGUGGAAUGUGCCUGUUGAGAAGAUCUACAACAAGACCCAGAGGGACAAGUUCCGGUGGGCCUUAGACAUGGCAGAGGCUGACUUCUGCUUUUGAUAUGGAUGUGUCUUAGGCGUCAGUGAUCAAAUGUUAUUUUACUACAGAGCAUUUUGUUGCCAGUCAUCGCUGACUUGGCAAUGUACAGAUUUUAACAAGGGUAUUUAAUAUGGUUAAUUGUGGAGAGGAAAUGAAUGCAAGGUGUUAUAGUGUGUGUUAAGAGAUGUGGAUUUGUCGUGGGAUUUUAUGGACAUUAUUGGUGCCUGUGUGAGAAGUUCUGUGACAUACUAGAAAACCUUGAAUUUUAGUCGCUAUAUUUUGUGGAAUGACCUCUAUACGUGCUGCUUGUAGACAGGUGUACAGCCAUUAAGUAUACCUUGGAUAUGCAGCUAUACAUGCAUUUUGAUAUUCAGCCAUGCAUCUCAUGCUCUGGUAUUUCCAGCAGGAACUCUAAUCACUAUUGUCUAGGUUAAAUAUACUGACCAGCAAAAGAAACGCAAUUCAAGAAAUCAAAACAAUUUAUUCCAUUGAUCCAGCUCUAAACUCAUGCUGAAAAAGUAUAAUUUUCAUGAAUUAUGAGUUGCGUUUUUAUUGCUGGUCAGUAUAUGUAAUGAAAUAUUUAACAUGGCUGAAAACUAGCCACUGAACAUCAUCCAGUUAUUUGGUCUUUAUUGCCAUAGUUAACUAAUACCUUUUUAUGUGAAAGAUAGCAUUUUGUUUUCAGUACAUGAAAUUGUUUGCUGUUAUGGCAAUUAUAAGUAAGGUCUUCUGUUGUGAUAUUGGUCCUGUCUGGUUUAAGGCACAUGGCCCAAUAUUAUGGCAUUUAUCCACCCUAUCUCCAAGUUUAUACCUACUGCGAAUGUAUGUACGGUUUGAUUUUGAUUGAAACUUGCCUUGACUGGAGAAGAAAGUGCUAUUACUUGUUGUUCAAGUUAUUAUUCUUCAUGUUUAAUUUAAUAUGACCAUGAACGCAACAUAUAUUACUGUGUAUGUUAAUGUGUUGAGUGUCUCUGAAUGUGUACCCACUCCCAGAUGAUUCUUUGAUGUGGACGAUUAUUAUUCAUUUGUAUGAAAUAGUUUGAUUGUACAGUGUAUUUGUUGAUAGGAAGGUUUGUACAGUUGACAGUUACUUGUCAUUGGUACGUGUACAUGAUAAGGCAGAAUGUUACUUAUGUCAUCUGGCUUGAGUUAAAGUUCCUUAUGAGACUCGUCAGGUAAACACCAGUAGGUUCCGCAUUAUGACCAACCAAAUUCCACAUGAAUUCUGUUGUCAAAUUAUGUCCUAUGUAACCAUAUGCACUUACACCCCCUAAGUCUUCACCUCACCCGUGUCCCAGUAUUUGCCACGUAUCUAUGUGUGUGUGUUGUAUACAAUAAACAUCACUCAAUAACACAUCAUUCGAUCUAGACCCCCAUAGACUGCAUCCAGUGACCAGCAUUGCAUGUUUAUCAUGGUAUUAGUAACUUGAUUUUGUGUUCAGUCGAACCCCAAAAUAUGAAUUUCAUGAGUCAUUACCUUUUGUUGAGCAGUAUUUUGAGAAAUUAUUGAAGUCACGUAAUUGUUCAGAUGGGUUUAGCAGUCACAUCCGAGGUAGACAUGUCUCUCAGGUUACUCUGUGGUACUACUUCCUGGUCUGAAUUAAAUCUUCCAUUUAUCGAAAAUAACAUGUUAUACCCUUAAAAAAUGAUUACAGAUGUCAAUGGGUGAACAAUGUUACAGUAAUAUGACAACUGAAUGUCAUGUCCUCAGAUCAUAUGUUCCUUCUGGUAAGAUGAUGUAGGUUUUUUCCUGAAGUAUAGUAUCACAUUAUAUGGGGAGGGAUUUGUUAUAGAAGUGAAAGUCAUGGUAACCACUGAAUCCUGUUUCAAAUAACUUAAUAAUUCUCUGAACACAGGGUAGCGGUGGUAGGUCGUUAGGAAGUUCUGAUGUUGUGAGCACUUGGAAAUCAUUUUACUCUGUACCUCCAGUCUCAGGAUAUAACAGUCUCCCCACAAACACAUGAAAUAUAAGCUGUAUUAAAAAACUGCUUCAUUGGACAUGUAAAUACUACCAAUAUCUUUCAAUGAAAAAGUAGCAAAAAAAUAAUACUUUUACAGAGCUUGAUUUUGUGAUGUUGAGGUGGAUGUGAUGUACAUUUGAGUAGAUAUAUUUGAUUACUAACACGUGCAUGUACAGACAGCUAACAAGCAAUAAUUAGAAAACAGCAACUGAAAUGUCUCAAGUUUUUUGUUCGAGUUAUAUUCAAACGUCAGUUUAGAGAUCUUGCCACAAUGUCCAGUAUUGAUCCCAAAUCAUUCCAUAUACUUUUUAUUAUGCAUAAGCCCCAAAAUGUUUCAUAUUGUCUAUCAGAAUGUGAAAUAUGUAUUUGUGAUUUUAUUACAGUGGCUUAGCAGGAGACAAACAACCUGUACCACCUUGCACACGUAAUUGCAUGGUAGAUAUACUUAAUCAAAACUUGCUAGAAAGUUGAUAGUAUACAAUCAGUAUUAAUGUUGGCACUCACUGUCUUGUGUUGAAGUCCUUAUGCCAAACUUUCCACUGGUGGGACAUGAAGAACUCUUGGAUCAGGACCUAGGAGCUAUGAUUUAUGUUGCACAAUUGUGUAUUUUACCCAUGAUAUUUUAUCCUUGUUUGGUUGAAAACAUUUUACCAUCUUCAAUUUAUUUGCUGUUUCUUUCGAUUUUAUGCUCAAAAUAUUUAGUUAAUUCAUAUUAAUGUAAAUAUUGCACGUCAUGAAAUAUCUUUGAUUUUAAACAUGUGGAAAAAUGCUUGUUUGAUUUUGAAAGGAAUUAAACAGAUAUCAUACCUUAUUAAAAAUUCACAAAAUUUGCAUGAAUCUGAAGAGUUAUAUAAGUGGUAUCCCUAAAUGAAAUUCAUGACAAUUAUUGUGCAGGUAGAUAACGACUGAGUCAGUUGCAAUACUAAAUAUGAACACAACUGUCAGCUACCUCAGAUUAGGUCUGUGUGGUAUGGGAGAAGCAUGAACCAUGUCCUCAUGCUAAGUGUGAGCUGUAUUGUAGCUAUUUAUUGAUAUAAGUUAAGGACCACCUGUCUUGUGAUAUUGAAGCUGAAGUGAUAGUACAACUUCGUGUAGGUCACCGCUUGAUGUAUAAACACUGCUAGAUCUGCUGUGCUUCAUGCAAUACAUUACCUUUAAGUGUUCUGUGUUAAAUAUUUGUGAAAUAUGCACAUACUAGUAUUUUGUAAUAAAUAAAAUAAGGUAAUAAGUCGGUGAUUCAAAGUAAUUUGUCUCUGAGCUGUGCGUAAUCAAUAUUUGUGUAGGCCACCUAAGCCAGGGAAAAGUAUGACCCAAGUAUAGUGAUUACAAGACUGAAUCUCAGUGAUAGAUGUAAAGUCUGAUCAAAAAGGCAGUUAACAGGAAGUAUUAGUGCAUGCCACACAGAGUAUUUUCACAGACUGUUAUUAAUGGACCCAACUAAGGAAUCAGCGCUGUGUGGACUUGUAUUCCUCUGCCUUAACGGGAGCUUGUGCUCCAUUGAACUCCUCCGUCUGUCCAUUCCUUGACAAUGCCAGGUGAAGUGGUUUGUACACAGGAAUUCUAUGAACUAUUCCUGGAAAUGUGUUUAUAUGACACUCAAAUAGUACUGAAUAUUCCCAUAUAUCAGAUGUACAUAUCUUGUUAUCAGCCAUUGCCUUUUUUCCUUUGUGUAGCAUUGAUAGAAGUGACACAUGUAUUGAGCUCUGAUUGAUCAUUACAAAACACUCGGUGUCAUGGUUGGUCAUUGCUAACUUUCAGUUGGCACCUUGCCCAAUGAAAAUACAGCUCAAGAGCUCCCAACUAUUGGUGGCUGGUGUUUUAUAUGUUUAAUUUUGUUAUAAUUUUGAUCCAACAAUCAGCUCAAUCAUCAAGUGUUGUGUCCAUUAUUUGUUUGCAUUUUAAACACAUUUUUGUUCGAUGACCAACUGUCAGAGUGAAUCUCUGUAUGUGGCCACUCACCAUGUAUAUGAACCAGAAACUGAAUAAAGAUCAUAUCCCAA
This is a messenger RNA of Haliotis rubra (blacklip abalone), 6856 nucleotides long. RefSeq names its product DNA topoisomerase I, mitochondrial-like. The record is from RefSeq and is a predicted model, not a curated record. Lineage: Eukaryota; Metazoa; Mollusca; Gastropoda; Lepetellida; Haliotidae. Gene Ontology annotation, cellular component: chromosome; nucleolus. Gene Ontology annotation, molecular function: DNA topoisomerase type I (single strand cut, ATP-independent) activity; DNA binding. Gene Ontology annotation, biological process: DNA replication; DNA topological change; chromosome segregation.